This is a messenger RNA of Nicotiana attenuata, 1122 nucleotides long. RefSeq names its product glucose and ribitol dehydrogenase homolog 1-like. The transcript is spliced from 4 exons. Bases 178 to 969 code for a protein of 263 amino acids. Gene Ontology annotation, molecular function: oxidoreductase activity. The record is from RefSeq and is a predicted model, not a curated record. Lineage: Eukaryota; Viridiplantae; Streptophyta; Magnoliopsida; Solanales; Solanaceae.
CACUACAUUGAUUUACUUUAACACGUAUAUGUAUGUACUCUCGUUUUCUAAUUCCUUCUUCGACUCGAGCUUUAUCUUCCGCUUUCAACACUCACCUUAACAGCAGUCAUCAGCUUUCUCCCUGCUACUCGAAAUAACACCACAAAGCGAAAAUUUCCAUCAGUGAUCGUGAGAUCAAUGGCGUCUGGAGGCCAAACAUUCCCACCCCAGAAACAGGAAACUCAGCCUGGCAAAGAACAUGCCAUGGACCCGACUCCCCACCAUUCUAGCCAGGAUUAUAAGCCUGCCAACAAGCUUCGGGGCAAGGUAGCGCUUGUGACUGGAGGGGAUUCUGGCAUAGGACGAGCAGUCUGCCAUUGCUUUGCCCUGGAGGGCGCAACCGUGGCCUUCACUUACGUUAAGUCUCAAGAAGAGAAAGAUGCGCAAGACACACUUGAAUUGCUAAGACAAGCCAAAGCUCCUGAUGCAAAGGAUCCAAUGGCGGUGCCGACCGAUUUAGGAUUUGAUGACAACUGCAAGAAGGUGGUUGAUGAGGUUGUGAAUUCCUAUGGGAGAAUUGAUAUUCUGGUGAACAAUGCUGCAGAGCAGCAUGCCUUGAAACACAUGAAGGAAGGUAGCAGCAUAAUAAACACAACAUCCGUGAAUGCAUACAAGGGGAAUGCCAAGCUUCUUGAUUACACUGCUACAAAGGGUGCAAUAGUUGCAUUUACUAGAGGACUUGCUCUUCAGCUUGUUGAGAGGGGAAUACGUGUUAAUGGCGUUGCCCCUGGUCCAAUUUGGACACCACUGAUUCCGGCUUCGUUUACUGAAGAGGAAUGUGCGAAUUUUGGGAAACAAGUGCCAAUGAAGAGGGCUGGUCAGCCUAUAGAGGUGGCCCCUUCGUAUGUUUUCCUGGCUUCUAUCCCUGAAUCCUCCUAUAUAACUGGCCAAGUCAUUCACCCGAAUGGCGGGACCAUUGUCAAUGCUUAAAGCCUCUUUGGGAGUCUUUUUGUCUGUUUCAUGGAAAGCUGGGAUCUGUUUUGUGAUAGUUUUAAAUAGUGUACGAAGUAUGUGUUGUAUGUUUUGUACCAUGGUUCUAGAGUGGCAUCAAUAAAAUAAUACUCCACUUCUCUCUUCAAGAUA